ACUUUGUUGCUAAAUGGUUUGUUUUUAUUGCCGUGGCGUAUUUCAAAAGUGUUAUUAAUGUAUGCGCACGCAUGGACAUUAGAAAGGGACGCGUGAACGUUGUUUGACGUUUAGUGUCCAAAUAAAAAGACGGAAUGGUUUACUGAAAAACAAAAUCAUUGAGAACUUUGGUGUGUUUGUUGUACUUUUCGAAAGGCUAUUUAUGAAUGGUUUGUUGCAGGUUUUUUUUUUUAACUAGAAAGGAUGGUCCUGUGUGCAGUGAGGCGGCAGCUCCUGAGGAGCAGCAGCAGCAGCAGCAGCAGCAGCAGCAGUGGAGCCUGGGCCAGGCUGCUGCACAGACACAGCAGUGGCUGUGUGCGCUCCAACAUCCACGACUUCAACCAGGAGGAGAUCAGAGAGAAGCUGGGGGCCUUUCCCGGAGGCUCUGUCGAUCUGCUCAAACAGGAGUCUGGUGUGGCUGUGCUCACCGUCAACAACCCCUCCCGCAUGAACGCUUUCUCCGGCAGCAUGAUGGUGGAUCUGGAAGAGAGGGUGAGCCAGCUGGAGAGCUGGACAGACGGUAAAGGCCUCAUUGUUCAGGGCGCUGCUGGAACUUUCUGCUCUGGAUCGGACCUCAACGCUGUCAGGGCGAUAUCCAACCCACAGGACGGGAUGAAGAUGUGUAUGUUCAUGCAGAACGCUCUGACAAGACUACUCAGGCUGCCUCUGAUCUCUGUCGCUCUGGUGGAGGGGAGAGCGCUGGGAGGUGGUGCAGAGCUCACCACUGCCUGUGAUUUCAGGUUGAUGGCGUCCGGCAGCGUGAUCCAGUUUGUCCACAAACACAUGGGCCUGGUCCCAGGCUGGGGCGGCGCAGCGCGGCUCGUCCGCACUGUGGGGAGCCAGAACGCCCUGAAGCUGCUGGGCGGUGCUCUGAAGGUGGACCCCGAUCUCGGCCUGCGGAUUGGACUGGCAGAUGCGGUCCUGGAGGUCCCCCGGGCGGAGGAGGGUGCAGGGACGCAGUUACAGCAGGCCGAAGACUGGCUCAGUCGCUACACAAAAGGACCUGCCCCGGUGAUCCGGGCUGUGAAGAAGGUGGUGUUGUCGGGCCGAGAGCUCCCCCUGUCAGAGGCUCUGAGGACUGAGAAGGAUGUGUUUGGGACGGUGUGGGGUGGUCCGGCUAACCUGCAGGCUCUGGCCAGCAAGUCCAAACACAAAUGAGUGUGUGUGUGUUCAGAACUGCUGAGAUCAGCCAAGACACUUGUGGAAAGCUCUGACUCUUGAUCAGCAUCAAUAAACUGACUUCUUUGGUGUUCUGAAGACGUUUACAAGUACUUUUAUUAUCAUUGUUGGUUAUCACUAGAGCCUGAACUGUAUAUUGGUAUAUAUCAAUAUUGACCUUUCACAUACAGUUUGGUAUCAGCGGAUAUGUUUUUUGAUAUUGUCGCUGUCCAGUCAAAACCUGCUUGUCUCCAAAACUUCUCAUGAGCUAAGAAAAGCGGCCGUGUUUGUUUUCAGCUUUGUGGCGAUGCAUCUUUCAGAUGAUUCAGUGACUUUGUAAAUGACUUGUUUGGCUUUAGAAUAGGGAGGAUUGUCUCAUAAAGGAGCACUCCAUCCUUCAGUUUCAUCCAUAACAUUCAAUAACACCAAAUUGGGAGAUAUGUGGACAGUGAAGACAUGAUGUAACACAGAAAAAUAUGCUUGGGGUAAUUUAUUCUGAUUAAAUUGACAGUGAAUGAUCAUUUUGGGUGAUAAAACAUACAUAUCCUGCCUCCAUUACAUAUCUUUGUUCUACUCCCUGAUGGUAUGGACAUCAACCCUUCAAAUCCUGCAUCAGUUGUCCUCUAGUUAAGACUACAAACUUACUCAUG
This is a messenger RNA of Acanthopagrus latus (yellowfin seabream), 1847 nucleotides long. RefSeq names its product enoyl CoA hydratase domain containing 1 (gene echdc1). Gene Ontology annotation, molecular function: enoyl-CoA hydratase activity. Gene Ontology annotation, biological process: fatty acid beta-oxidation. Gene Ontology annotation, cellular component: cytosol. The coding region runs from base 244 to 1197 and encodes 317 amino acids. The record is from RefSeq and is a predicted model, not a curated record. The transcript is spliced from 7 exons. NCBI's taxonomy places the organism in Eukaryota, Metazoa, Chordata, Actinopteri, Spariformes, Sparidae.